This is a messenger RNA of Photinus pyralis (common eastern firefly), 1443 nucleotides long. RefSeq lists its product as uncharacterized. The coding region runs from base 223 to 1257 and encodes 344 amino acids. Gene Ontology annotation, biological process: DNA integration; DNA recombination. The transcript has 3 exons. NCBI's taxonomy places the organism in Eukaryota, Metazoa, Arthropoda, Insecta, Coleoptera, Lampyridae. Gene Ontology annotation, molecular function: DNA binding. The record is from RefSeq and is a predicted model, not a curated record.
CAUUCGUGAAAUGAAAUUUCACAUAUCGAUAUUAAUGUGUAAAGCGAAAUAUUUAAUACCGAUGCGUGAAAUGCAAUGCAAUUGUUAUGGGAUUUAUUUCACGCAUCGCUGCCAUAAGAGCGUACACACUUUUCGACAUCGGCAUUGUUAUGGCGUAGUGUGCUUUGGCUGCAAUUCUGACGUUUUGUUAUUAGACGCUAGAUUUACUACUGUCAAUCCUAUAUGAUGGAUACCGAUUUGCCAGGCACCCCGCCUAAAAUCACGGCUAUAGCCAACCAAGCGAGCACCGCCCUACUACCAGUUAAGUCUUUCACCAUAUAUGAGAACACGUACCAGAAAUUUAUGGAAUGGAGGCAUCAAAAUAACAUUCAUUCUUUCUCCGAGAAUGUUAUUUUAACUUACUUAUCUGAGUUAUCAAAAAACUUUAAAUCUUCAACACUUUGGAGUAGUUAUUCGAUGUUGAAGAGUACUCUCAGUGUCAAGCAAAACAUAAAUAUUGGUGAAUAUCCUAAAGUACGCGCCUAUUUAAAAAGAAAAAAUGAAGGAUACAGUCCAAAAAAGUCAAGAGUUUUGGAAAAAGAACAAAUUUUGAAGUUUAUAAAGGAGGCACCUGAUGAAACAUUUUUACUGGCUAAAGUCAUUUUAGUAUUUGGAUUGGCUGGUGCUCUCAGAAGAGAUGAAAUUUACAAACUAAAGACAACCGACAUCCAAGAUAUGGGAAAUAUCCUUAUAGUGCAUGUCCAUGACACCAAGAACAAGAUUUCAAGGAAAUUCACCGUAACUGAACACUUGGAAUUAUAUAAAAAAUAUGCGUCACUUCGUCCACAAAACUAUCCCGAAACCAAGUCCUUUAUUAAUUUUCAAAGGGGAAAAUGCACUCGUCAGGUGAUUGGCAUAAAUAAAAUUGGCAAAGUACCUUGCGAAAUUGCGAAAUAUUUAAAAUUGCCCAAUUCUGAAGAGUACACCGGUCACUCUUUCAGAAGGUCUUCUGCUACAUUACUAGUAGAAGCCGGCGGAGAUUUACUUACUCUAAAAAAGCAUGGAGGAUGGAAAUCUUCGACCGUCGCAGAAAGUUACGUAGAAAAUUCACUCAACAAGAAAAUUGAAGUUUCCAAUAAAAUAUUGGCAGUCCAAAAUAACACUGCUGCUAAAAGCACUGUAAUGGAAAAACCAUUAAGCGAUUCAGCGAAGGUAGAAAUUAGCAACCCGACAAAUUGUACCAUUACUAUUAAUAAUUAUUAUAACAAAGAAAAUUAACCAAUGUUUAAUUUGUCUGUGAUGUUAGUUCAAUAAAAAGUUACUCUGUUAUAUGUAUGGUCGUAGAAAAAGUAUAGUGUGUAACACGUGCGUGAAGGAUUUUGUACACUCUCGUGGUUUGCAGCACUCGCUACGCUCGUGCUGCAAACUCCACGCUCGUGUACAAAAUCUCACUUCACGCACUUA